Messenger RNA from Heterocephalus glaber (naked mole-rat), 1034 nucleotides. RefSeq names its product tubulin polyglutamylase complex subunit 1 (gene Tpgs1). Gene Ontology annotation, molecular function: microtubule binding. Lineage: Eukaryota; Metazoa; Chordata; Mammalia; Rodentia; Bathyergidae. Gene Ontology annotation, biological process: protein polyglutamylation. The record is from RefSeq and is a predicted model, not a curated record.
CGGCCCUCAGCGAAAAUGGCGGCAGUGGAGAAGCGGCGGCCGGCGGGGACACCGGCGGGCAGUUUCACGGACAGUGGCCGCCCGUCGGUGUCCCGGACGGCAGCAGCGGUCGAGAGCGAGGAGGACUUCCUGAGACAAGUCGGAGUGACGGAGAUGCUGCGCACAGCCCUGCUGAAAGUGCUAGAGGCGCGGCCCGAGGAGCCCAUCGCCUUUCUGGCACACUACUUCGAGAACAUGGGCCUGCGCUCACCGGCCAACGGCGGCGCUGGAGAACCCCCAGGGCAGCUCUUGCUGCAGCAGCAGCGCCUAGGCCGCGCUCUGUGGCAUCUUCGCCUGGCUCAUCACUCGCAGAGGACAGCCUUCAAUAACAACGUCAGCGUGGCCUAUGAGUGCCUGAGCAAGAGCGGGCGCAGGAAGAAGCCGGGGCUGGACGGGAGGACCUACAGCGAGCUGCUGCGGCACAUCUGCCGGGACGGCCAGGCUCCAGAGGAGGUGGUGGCCCCCUUGCUGCACAAGAUCCAGUGCCGUGAUCACGAAGCGGUGCCGCUGGGCGUGUUCCGGGCUGGCAUGCUCACCUGCUUCGUGCUGCUGGAGUUCGUGGCUAGGGCCAGUGCCCUGUUCCAGCUGCUGGAAGCCCCAGGCCUGGCCACCAUUGACCGCCGUGUGGGCCAGGCUGUGCUGGACACCCUAGAGGGUGCCCUGGGUGCCGGGGACCAUGCCACCACCCCUGCCUGCUACCUGGAGGCUGGCUCACGCCUGGGGCCAGACAGCCUGGCACUGGCCAUGGACCGAGCAGCAGCUGGGAGGAGGCCCAGCUCCCCCAUGGCCCGGGAGGAGUUCCUGGAGAAGGCGGCUGCUCUCUUCAUCGCCAAGGUCAAGCCAGUGGGUUGAGCCCACUCUGUGCACCCCAGACCCCAACCCUAACCAGGACCUGGGACAGCAGCCAGCCGGGACUCCACGCCUCCCACACCUGCCCAGCCUCCUGCCUGCCCUGGGCCCUGCUCAGCAGAAAUAAAACCUGUGUCUAGGCCACC